GCAGCGGGGGCCCCACACAGCCAGUGAGAGUGGAGGCCAGGCUGGGCCAGGCCCGCUGGGCAUGCCAUUUCGGGAACAUGUGUACUACCCACUGGAUGCAGCCAUGGCCGCCCCGGCCCCAGCGGUGCCGACUUUCGGGUUUCGGGCACGGCAGGGCAGCCCAGACUGGCGGCGCCUAAGUGCGGUGGACGUGGAGCGGGUGGAGCGUGAGCGGGAUGUGGCACUGCUGCAGGAGCACCUGGCGCACAUCACCUUCUGCAGCGCGGAGCGGGAGCACUGCCCACACUGCCGUGGCCCCGCUGACCCGCUGCUGCUCAAGCUGCUGCGGCUGGUGCAGCUCCCCACAGAGUACCUGCUGCACUGCCAGGAUGGUCUGGCCGCUCAACUCCACACCCUCGAACAAGCGCUGGAGGCAGCCCGGGCUGAGCGUGACCAGCUGGGUGAGGAGGCGGCACGGCAUGGGCAGGAGGUGCAGCGACUGCAGGAGGAGUGCCGGCGGCGCAAAAGGAUGAUCAGUGCCCUGCAGAGGAUGCUGGAGGCUGGAGCCAGCUGCCACCAGUGUCGAUUUUGUGAGAAGGCUUUUAUGAACUAUUCUUUUCUACAAAGUCAUAUGCAGCGGCGCCAUCCAGAGGAAUCUCACACCGAGCAAAAGAAGAAAGCACAGACAGAUAAAUUACAGGAUGAGAUCAAUAAGUUGAAGGAGCAGUUACAGCUCACCAAGUCUGAGCUAGAGGCCGAGCAACAUGCUAAUAUGGUCAGAUUUUCUAAGGAAUGCGAACAACAAAAAUCAAAAGAAGAAGAAAUACUGCAAGCAUUUUAUAAAUGGAAAGAGGAAGAAAAAGAAAAAUUGGCUAAUGAAAUAGAAAAAGUGAAAGAGAUGUUUAUGCAAGAAUUCAAAGAACUAGCUUCAAGAAAUACAAGCUUAGAACAUCAGCUCUUAGAGUUACAGCAGUCCAAUAUGCAGCUGAAAUCCAAUCUAGGCACUUUAAAAGACAGCCAAGAAUUUACAGAAGAUAAAUCUCAGAGUACUCAGGAUUAUCAAAAUAUGAUGCGACUUCUUGAAAAACAGGAGAGUAAAUGGACUUCUAGAGUACAAACCCUUCAUCAGGAGCAUGAAAGAGAAAAGGGCCAGCUUUUGUUGCAGCUUGAGAAGCUUAAAUCAUCAAUGACAGAGGAUCUGAAUAAAAGUAAUACCUUUUAUAAGAAGAGGAUAGAGGAGCUAGGGCAGAGACUUCAGGAACAGAAUGAGCUAAUUCUUACUCAGAAAAAGCAGAUAAGGGAAUUAUCCACUAAAUCAGUAGCAAAUAUCAAACCAUAUGAUGUGAGCAGUCUGGCACAUCAAGUAGCAGAACCUAAAUCAAGUCUACCAGGUAUGCAUGAAAUAGAGAAAGGCGAUCACAAAAUAGGCAGAAGUAACCAGCAUUUAAUAAGCGCUUUGAAAACGCAUCCUUCAUUAACUAAAGAAUUACGAGCUGUUUUGGAGCAGGCCCUGGAGGAAAAGUUGGAAUCCUUGGGAAUUAAAAUGGGUGUUCGUGGUAUCCCAAGUGACCAUUUAAAUAGAAUUUUACUUGCUAUUGAAUCUGCUAGAGAAGAGAAAGAGAAACGGAUGCCUGACAUGCAACUAAUCCGGGAAAGCCUUGAACGUCAGAUCAGCUUCAGAAUUGAAGAGAGAUCAUCAUCAUCUUGUAGUAGACUUGUUUCCAUCCCCCAUCGUUCUUCAGAAGAUAAACAGAUGUUGAUUCAAUUAGGAACUACCUUAUCAACAUCGUUAGAAAAACCUGUAAAAUGGACUUCUAAAACUGUACGCCCAGCUGGACAAAAAAUGUCUGUUGCUGAAAACACAUCUACACCAAAACCCAGGAAGCAUGUUUUUAGAGAUGGAGUUUCCAGAAGAACAUCUAGCAUUGCAACACCUCCAUUCAGUUCAGAGGAUGAAGUGGAUGAUGAUGAUAUUAAGCAGUCUUACAUAUCACCAGAACUUUUACAGAUAAAACCGUCCAGCAGCAGUGUAUCUAACUAUGGCAUGACCACAGACAAAAGUGCUAUAGACUGGAUAGAAGACAGUGAAAAGGAGGAGGAGGAGAUUAAAAUGCCUUUAAAACCCUCCAAAGGUGCAAUUAUCCAAAAACUGACUGAACAAGUUGAAAAGACUCUUUCUAACCAUGGAAAUAAAAAUAAACCACCUGGAGGGCUUAAUGUUGCAGAAGCAUUUGUUAAAAAAGAUGACAUACAAGAACUGAAGUUCACAGAAGUUGAUGAUGAUGAUGAUGACUGGGAUAUAUCCUCUGUUGAAGAAGAAAGUUUAUUGGCAAAAGAUGAAAGAGGUCAGAAGGGAACUGCAAUUCAAAAAAAUUAUGGACCCAGUACUAUAUCAAUGGUUCAGGCCUGGGGUGCUCCUAAGGCGAAUAUGACAAAGGAGGAAGAGAAGGUGAGUCAAACACCUGGCCUGGAGGCCAGAUACAGCCCACAGAGACAUUGUAUCCUGCCUGCUGGACUACUGGAAAUUGAAGGCAUUGCCUGCUGCAGAAUUCCAGGUCCCUGGACCCUACUGGACAUGGCCAUUGGCAGCAGCAGGGUGAAUGAGGGCUGCGCUGACAUAGCCCGUGCUUGUCCUGUGGCAGUUGGGCCCUACCACCAGACCUUGGACCCCUGGACCCUUGCUGCUGGACUUGGCAGUGUUGCAGCCACUGACCCUGUGGAUCUGGCCACAGGUAAGUGUGACAGCCCUGGUCUGGAGCAUCCAAUUCCUUUACAAAUUUACUUCAGUAUGUAUUUUAUCCAAUUUACAACCUAAUUUGUUUGAAAAAUUAAUGGGCGUAAA
This is a messenger RNA of Alligator sinensis (Chinese alligator), 2821 nucleotides long. It is a transcript of the gene DZIP1, whose product is annotated as DAZ interacting zinc finger protein 1. NCBI's taxonomy places the organism in Eukaryota, Metazoa, Chordata, Crocodylia, Alligatoridae. The coding region runs from base 62 to 2794 and encodes 910 amino acids. Gene Ontology annotation, biological process: cilium assembly. The transcript has 18 exons. The record is from RefSeq and is a predicted model, not a curated record. Gene Ontology annotation, cellular component: ciliary basal body; cytoplasm.